AUGAAAAAAAGUCCGUUUAACGAUGCAUGGAUAAAAAAAAUGCAAGAUGAGAAACAGGAGCAACAACAACAACAACGACAACAACAACAACGACAACAACAACAACGACAACAACAACAACAACAACAACAACAAAAAUGGUUUUACAUACAAAUCUAUGAUAUAAGAAUUGUUUUGAUAGGAAAAAUGAAUGAGGUAUUUGUUUCCUUCCCCGUUUAA
Molecule: messenger RNA, 219 nt
Organism: Loa loa (African eye worm)
Lineage: Eukaryota; Metazoa; Nematoda; Chromadorea; Rhabditida; Onchocercidae
Exons: 2
Coding region: 1-219 (72 amino acids)
Source: RefSeq, a predicted model, not a curated record